This is a messenger RNA of Sinocyclocheilus grahami, 737 nucleotides long. RefSeq names its product small nuclear ribonucleoprotein F-like. The transcript is spliced from 5 exons. The record is from RefSeq and is a predicted model, not a curated record. Gene Ontology annotation, cellular component: catalytic step 2 spliceosome; U1 snRNP; pICln-Sm protein complex. NCBI's taxonomy places the organism in Eukaryota, Metazoa, Chordata, Actinopteri, Cypriniformes, Cyprinidae. Bases 318 to 578 code for a protein of 86 amino acids. Gene Ontology annotation, biological process: spliceosomal snRNP assembly; mRNA splicing, via spliceosome. Gene Ontology annotation, molecular function: RNA binding.
GCAAAACCCUGCAGGACAAGUCUUUAGAUAGAAGAUGAAUCAACUGCGCAAGACCUAACUGCAUGCAUUUUAUUUAUUCAUUUCUUUAUUUUUUAAAUACUAUCCAUCCAGGCCCACUGUGCUUACAUGGUGCUAUUACACGCCAGUGCUGCGUGUGGCGCUGUGAGCAGUCGCGCUCUUCUCUCCCGCCGUGCGGUCAAAGUGCGCUCGGAGUCCUUCCCUCAAUCGGCGGCAAGGCGUGCGAGUGUGCUGCCGUAGCCUAUGCUAUUUAAAUAAAUUAAAAAUUUCUCCUGAAAUACUACUUUGGCAGUCUAGUCAUGAGUUUGCCGCUGAACCCCAAGCCCUUUCUGAACGGCCUCACGGGAAAGCCUGUGAUGGUGAAGCUGAAGUGGGGUAUGGAGUACAAGGGCUACCUGGUGUCGGUGGAUGGCUACAUGAACAUGCAGCUGGCCAACACAGAAGAAUAUGUGGAUGGAGCAUUAGCGGGUCAUCUUGGUGAGGUGCUCGUCAGGUGUAAUAAUGUUUUGUACAUAAGAGGAGUAGAAGAAGAGGAAGAAGAUGGCGAGAUGAGAGAAUGAAGAGUGACUUGAUUUCUUUUUCUAAUCAGAUUGGAUGAUUUAUUGGUUAUUUGCAGUUUGUCUCAGUUUUAUGUCUCUUUUCCUUGUAAAAUGGUUAGUUAUUUUUUACACUGUAAAAGUUAUUGGUGGCACAAUGACAAAUAAAUUGUGCUGUUUGUA